CCCACCGGCCGAAACCCGCGCCCGCUCCUCCGCCGCCCUGAGAGCGGAGCCCGGACGUCGCCUCUGAAUGACCGCGAGGAGCCGGCGGGUGACGUCAUCGCGGCGCGACGACCGGAAGUGAGCUCCCGGCUCCGAGUGUGGCAGCGCAGCGACCCCCCGUCCCGCAUUCGGCUGCGAUGGAGAUGGACGGCGCCUGCGAGUCGCCCGCGGAAAAAGGCGGAGACACGGGGGCGCCCGACGAGGUGGCCGCAGCCCCCGCGGGCCCUGGGGCCCCCGACGCCGACGGACACCCGGAGGAAACGGACGCGGACGGAGAAGGGGACUUGAAAGAAGCCGCGGUUGAGGAAGGCGAGCUCAAGAGUCAGGACAUCUCAGAUUUAACAGAAGUUGAAAGGGAGGACUCAUCAUUACUCACUCCUGCAGCCAAAAAACUGAAAAUAGAACCCAAAGAAAAGAAAGAGAAGAAACAGAAAGUGGAUGAAGAUGAGAUUCAGAAGAUGCAAAUCCUGGUUUCUUCUUUUUCUGAGGAGCAGCUGAACCGUUAUGAAAUGUACCGCCGCUCAGCUUUCCCUAAGGCGGCCAUUAAACGGCUGAUCCAGUCCAUCACUGGCACCUCCGUGUCUCAGAACGUGGUUAUUGCUAUGUCGGGUAUUUCCAAGGUUUUCGUCGGGGAAGUGGUAGAAGAAGCACUGGAUGUGUGUGAGAAGUGGGGAGAAAUGCCACCACUACAACCCAAACAUAUGAGGGAGGCUGUUCGGAGGUUAAAGUCGAAGGGGCAAAUACCCAACUCGAAGCACAAAAAAAUCAUCUUCUUCUAAGACCAAAGCUGAGAAAAGCCUGGCACGGAGGAUGUACUGGUUCCAGACUUGGGAUUGCAGACUGCGUGCGCACUGGUGCUUUGGGGUCUGCCCAUGUCUCUGUCUUUCUCAACACUGUUCAUCACACCUAGAAAGCAUGUGGCCUGUUGCAUACAUGCCUUGACUAAAUAUUGGGACCUUUGGGCAUUUUGAGGCAAUUGUCUGUCUGGCUCAUUGGAAGCAGAAAGGCACCUGGCGUGGCUUCUCUGGGCGAGCUGCUUUCAGAGAGAAAACCUUUCCAGGAGAACUCAGAUGUUUUCGCACUGGAGCCUGAAGUUGCUCUUAGGGUUUCUUAUCUCUGGUUUAAGUAGAUGAAACAACUCCAAACAAACGAUGUUGCGGUGCAGGAGAAUGGAAGUUUCUCCCUGUACACAUUAAAGAAUCUCCGAUGGAUUCUGGUGAGUGAUCAUUAAACUAUUUCCCAACUUGU
Messenger RNA from Pipistrellus kuhlii (Kuhl's pipistrelle), 1287 nucleotides. RefSeq names its product TATA-box binding protein associated factor 11 (gene TAF11). NCBI's taxonomy places the organism in Eukaryota, Metazoa, Chordata, Mammalia, Chiroptera, Vespertilionidae. Gene Ontology annotation, biological process: transcription initiation at RNA polymerase II promoter; RNA polymerase II preinitiation complex assembly. Gene Ontology annotation, molecular function: transcription coactivator activity; protein heterodimerization activity. Gene Ontology annotation, cellular component: transcription factor TFIID complex; nucleus. The coding region runs from base 177 to 818 and encodes 213 amino acids. The transcript has 5 exons. The record is from RefSeq and is a predicted model, not a curated record.